This is a messenger RNA of Rhopalosiphum maidis (corn leaf aphid), 1633 nucleotides long. Its product is annotated as ER membrane protein complex subunit 2-like. The record is from RefSeq and is a predicted model, not a curated record. The transcript is spliced from 8 exons. Gene Ontology annotation, molecular function: protein binding. Gene Ontology annotation, cellular component: EMC complex. Gene Ontology annotation, biological process: protein folding in endoplasmic reticulum. Lineage: Eukaryota; Metazoa; Arthropoda; Insecta; Hemiptera; Aphididae. Bases 205 to 1068 code for a protein of 287 amino acids.
AUAUAAAUCGUAAUUGUAAUUUAUCGAGUAACUACGUUGAGAAUAUACCAUUAAUUAAUAUUUUUUCUACUGUGCACCGUCAAUCAAUAGCCAUUAGCCACUAUUGUUGAUUUAGUAUUCCAGUUUUUAAACUAUUUAUAUUUCCCCGAUCCAACUUUUCAUAGUUUAUAUUGUUAUAGAUUAAUUUUCAGUAUAAUAAGAGUCAUGGUCCAUUUAAGCGAAGCUCAAGAAAAACUUAAGAAAUAUAGAGAAGACAAUGAACGUAAGAGUAAAGAAGUAUUAGAAUUAUGGGAUUCAUCUAUCAAACAUAAAAUUAAGCAAUUAGGAAAUGAUCGUUACUUAGUUUUAGAACAAGUAUUAAUAGCAGCAUGUGAUUGUAACCGUAUUGAUGUUGCCAAAGUAUGUUUACAAAUGCUUCUUAAUAAAUUCCCAGAUAGUCUUAGAGUACGUAGACUGGCAAUAACAAUACUAGAAGCAGAAGAAAAAUAUGAUGAAGCAUUAGAAUCUCUUGACAAACUAAUCAAGGCAGAUGAAACCAAUGCUCAAACCAGAAGACAUAAAGUGGCAAUAUUAAAAGCUAAAUGUCAGAUAAGUGAAGCCAUAAAAGAACUUGUUGAAUACCUUAAAAAGUUUAUGGUAGAUCAAGAAGGUUGGCAAGAAUUAAGUAAUUUAUACUUGUUGGAAGGAGAGUAUGCGAAAUCUGCAUAUUGUAUGGAAGAAAUGAUUCUACAUAAUUCUCAGAAUCAUUUAUAUCAUCAACGAAAUGCUGAUAUACGAUACACACAAGGAGGUACAGAAAAUUUGGAAUUAGCGCGUGCUCAUUAUUCAUAUGCUAUUCUUCUUAAUCCUAACAACAUCCGAGCUUUGUAUGGAUUAUACUUGACUGCUCGUAGUUUGAUGUCAUCACAAAAAAAUAAUCAAACAAAAAAAAAUACGUUCAAAAAAAUUGCUACAUUGUCAUUAAAACGAGUUGAACACAUGUACAGUGAGAAAAAACAAUUAAAUAAAAAAAAUCAGCUGUAUGUUCUUGAAACAUUAAUGGGAUCGUUGCAUUUGAGCUUAAAUUAAACUAGUCUUAGACAUUUGAUAUAACUCUAUAUUUAUUAUAUUUAUUUCAUAAAAAUUUAUUUGGCAUUUAUUAAGAUGAUAUUAUGCCUACACUUCUGUAUGAUAAUGUAAACUUUAUUUGAUACACUGUAACGUGUUCAGCCAAUAUGUCUAAAAACAUUUUCUGAAUUUUGUUUGUUUUUUGUUUUUUUAAAUUAUCAGUAUAGUAUUAAUAUUGCUGUUUUUUUCUAUGACCAAAUUUAUUGUUGUUUCUACAAAUUGUAUCUACCACUUUAUAUUAUAUUAUUAUUAUUAUUAUUUAAUUAACUACAACUAUAAUAAGAACAAAUUAAUUAAUAAAUCUGGAUAGUAAUAAAUAGUUGACGAUAAAAUUCAAAUAACUGCCACAAAUGUGGCACCUACAUUGCAACAACGAUUACACUGCCUAUUAGAUAAGGUAAUACUUUCAUCAACAUUUUGUUUCAAAUGCUAUAUAAUUUCUAGUAAAUAUUGAAAUAUGUUACAUUUACUCCUAAGAAAGUAAUAUUGUAUAAUUUAAUCAACUUACGUGUUUUUAAAGUUCUAU